AUGCCCGGGAAGGGACGCACAUCAGCGUCGGUAAAUCCUUACUGGCACAGGGGAGGUGAGCUGAGACCAUGCGCCUUCAUCGUCUGCUUCCCCGCUGGUGCCACCCGGGGAAGGGGGGACCCUCACGCACUGCAGAACAAGCUGGACCCUUCCCUCGCCCAAAGGAAUGCGCUUUCAGCCAGCCAGCCAGCGCUCUUUUCACUGAUGGAGAUGAAACCUCCUAUUUCCCGGGCAAAAAUGAUUCUCAUCACAAAAGCUGCCAUUAAAGCUAUUAAGCUCUACAAGCAUGUUGUCCAGAUUGUAGAGAAGUUUAUCAAAAAGUGCAAACCGGAAUAUAAAGUCCCUGGAUUGUACGUUAUUGACUCUAUUGUUCGUCAGUCUCGUCACCAGUUUGGAACGGACAAAGAUGUUUUUGGGCCAAGAUUCUCUAAAAAUAUUACUGCCACAUUCCAGUAUUUGUAUCUCUGUCCAUCUGAAGACAAGAGUAAAAUAGUCCGAGUCCUGAACCUUUGGCAGAAAAAUGGAGUAUUUAAAAUUGAAAUAAUUCAGCCUCUUCUGGAUAUGGCAGCAGGAACUAGUGCCACUGCACCAAUGACAGAAAAUGCUACUAAUAAUGAAGGUUCACCGCCACCUCCAGCAAAGGUUGCUUCGGAGCCCCCUCAAGUUACUGCUAACUCAGUACCUACUGUGCCACAGUUGCCCAGUUCUGAUGCCUUUGCAGCUGUAGCUCAGUUGUUUCAAACAACGCAAGGACAACAGCUUCAGCAAAUCCUGCAGACUUUCCAGCAGCCUCAAAAACCCCAGUCACCAGUCAUAGAUAACACUGUGAUGGCUCAGGUUCAAGCUAUUACUGCUCAGUUGAAAACUACAGCAGCACAACCACCAGAGCAAAAAGCUGCUUUCCCACCGCCUGAGCAAAAAACGUCAUUUGACAAAAAGCUGCUAGAUCGGUUUGACUAUGAUGAUGAACCAGAAGCAGUGGAAGAGGCAAAGAAAGAAGAUUCAGCUCCUUCUGCUUCGGUUUCUCAGCCAACUUUGACCCCUCUCUCAUUCAGUGCACAGGCUGGAUGGUGCUCAAUACCUGGUGGGUUUCCAGGAGAAGGUAUACAACAGCCAGUAUUUCCUCAGCUCCCAAAUAUGGAUCCUUUUCAGCAGCGAAUGAUGGGAAUGCAACAGGAUCCAAUGCGUCACCAGGUUCCGCUUCCUCCUAAUGGGCAAAUGCCAGGUUUUGGUCUCCUGCCUACCCCGCAGUAUCCACCCAUGGCUCAGCCUGUGAUUCCACCAACAGCACCUGUGCAGCAAACUUUUCAGUCACCUUUUCCAGUACAGAGUGAAUCACACAUGCAAAAACCACAUCAGCAGGAUAUGGAAGUGGAACAGCCACCUAUUCAAGAGGGAAAACGUCAUGUUUCUGACAACAGAAAGUCAAGAUCUAGAUCUGCAUCAAGGUCACCUAAAAGGAGACGUUCAAGAUCUGGCUCCCGAUCUCGAAGGUCACGUCAUCGUCGGUCUCGAUCUCGGUCCAGGGAUAGACGCCGACACUCUCCUAAGUCUCGCUCACAAGAAAGACGUGAACGUGAGAGGGAGAGAGAACGCAGGUCGAAAGGCCUUCCUCAGAUCAAGUCAGAAACUGUUAGUGUUUGUAGUACUACACUUUGGGUAGGACAACUUGACAAAAGGACAACUCAACAGGAUGUUGGAAGUCUUUUGGAGGAGUUUGGCCCAAUUGAAUCAAUAAAUAUGAUACCGCCUAGAGGAUGUGCCUAUAUUGUAAUGGUUCACAGACAAGAUGCUUACCGUGCCCUACAAAAACUGAGCCGAGGAAACUUCAAAGUCAAUCAGAAAUCUAUAAAGAUUGCAUGGGCUUUGAAUAAAGGAAUAAAGCCAGAUUACAAGCAGUAUUGGGAUGUAGAAUUAGGUGUCACUUACAUACCAUGGGACAAAGUGAAACCUGAAGAUCUUGAGAGUUUCUGUGAAGGAGGAAUGUUGGACAAUGAAACUCUUAGUCCAGAAUGGAAGGGGAUUCCCAAGAAGUCUGAAAAUGAAGUAGCUCAAAAUGGAGGUGCAGAAGCUACACAUAAUGAACCAGUGUCACCUAUACCUAAAGCUUUACCUGUUCCAAUUCCUGUUCCCAUGCCUGCACCAAUAACAGUACCUCCUCCACAGGUUCCACCACAUCCAUCAGGUCCUCCUGUGGUUGGUGCACUCCAGCCACCUGCUUUCACAGCACCUUUAGGAAUCCCACCUCCUGGAUUUGCUCCUGGAGUGCCACCGCCACCACCACCUCCAUUUUUACGACCUGGUUUCAACCCAAUGCAUUUACCCCCAGGCUUUCUUCCUCCUGGACCGCCACCACCGAUAACUCCUCCAGUAUCUGUUCCUCACACUCCGGCAGUAAACAUCCCAAAUUCUACAGCAACUGGUGUAAAUGAGGACACUACAAAAGAUUCAUCUGUAGGAAAUCCCAUCCCAACAGUGGUUUCUGGAUCCAGAGGCAAUGCUGAAACUACCGAUAGUUCUAAAAUAUAUGCGACUGUUCCACCUCCUGUAGCGCCUACUAAUGUACCUGCUCCUGUCACCCAAGCUAUUCCACUUCUUGGUCACUUUGUGAGACCUGGGGGGAUGCCGGGGAGCGGGGCGCCAGGCGGGCCCGAGGAUAACAACAGGGACGGGAGGCAGUUCAGGAACGACCGGCAGACGUUCACGCCUAACAGAGACCAGGAGAGGUUUGGCCGGCGAUCUUUUGGAAAUCGGGUAGAGAACGAUCGUGAGCGCUACGGCAACCGUAACGAUGACCGAGACCACGAGCGCCUUGGUAAUCGUGACAGGCGAGACUGGGGAAGACGAAGCCCCGAGCGCGACAGACACAGGGACUUGGAGGACAGAACCAGGCGGUCCAGUGGCCAUCGAGACAGAGAUUCGCGAGACAGGGAGUCUCGCAGAGACAAGGAGGAGAAUCGAGGGAAGGAGAAGCUGGAGAUGGCAGACGGCGACAAAAACCACGAGUCUCAUAGCGGCAAAAUGGAAGACGCAGACAUUGUUUCCGAACUUGCUGCGGGAGAGGCUGAACCCGGGGGCGCCCAGCCUUGCGGAGAGCUGGCGCCCGAGGCUACCUCAUCUGCGGAGCAGGCGGACAAGGAUCUGGGCUCAGCGGCGGAGGCUCCUCGCUAGAGACUGGCAGUUGUCGAAAGACGACAGUGACAUUUGUCGGAGCGUAGAGCUUUAGAGUUGUACAGUCUGCUGUAUCAUACGCGCUUCUGCUUAUACCGCAGCCCCUCGGUAGUUGGUGGGGAAUUGUAAGCAAUUUGAUUGCUUCCCUUCUAUUUAAAAUAGCCACAACAUAACAUGAGAUGCUGAAGAUAUGAUUAAAAUAUUACCCAUUUUUGCUGUAACUUUUUUAAAGUUUUGACUUUAAAAAGUUUACAAAUCAGAAGUAGAAGUGCUUUCUAUUUUUUUUUUUUAAUUUAAGAAAAGGUAACGGUGAAAGCGCCUCAAAACAAUAGGGAUGUGUUUUUAAUAAACUCUAUUUUCGUAACAAA
Messenger RNA from Opisthocomus hoazin, 3539 nucleotides. The record is from RefSeq and is a predicted model, not a curated record. NCBI's taxonomy places the organism in Eukaryota, Metazoa, Chordata, Aves, Opisthocomiformes, Opisthocomidae.